CUCUACAAUAGGAUGUCGAUUGUAUGGAAAGCGGUCAAAGACUACAACUCCCAGUGAAUUGUAAAACUUUCUUUCCCCCUCUCUCGUUGAGUAGGGGGAGUAGUCACAGCUGGAAGGAUAAUAAGAUGCGCAUGAAUUGACUGAAAUAAGCGAUAAAGGACAUUAAAUGGCCGGGUCGGUCCGUCUCAACAAGCUUUUACACGAGUUCUCAGUUGCUAUGUGCUUUAGUCAAGUUACGCGUUCGUCGGAGACUUUCAACAAAGUGCAGGUUAAACUUGAGACGUCGCUUUCCUCAGUUGAUGGAGAUUCAAAGUUUGCUCGGUCCACUCGCACUGGAAAGAAAUGCCUCCUUCGUUGACUGUGAAGGCUUCCUGUGGUCAGAGUGGAUCAGUGACUUCAUUAAAAACAAGGAGCACCACUUCAAGAUAUGACGUCUGUUGCAGGGCUACUCCGGAAUGUUCAGAAACUUUAUUUCAUGUGGUAAACAACAGUGCCGUGUGGCACCACUGAUUUUAGUUGACACUCUGGAAAAUCCCAGAUUUCUGACUCACUAAGACUGAUGAGUACCAAAGGUAUUCCCAGCCAAAUACCCUGUCACGGAACCCUGUAGUAUUCAACUUUGCAAGUCGCCAUUGGAAGAAAGCCAAUGUCUGCCUCCUCUCCCGCAUCCUUACCUCGAGCCUACCUCCACUCUCUCCAUCCGCACCAUCCGACCUUGCCAGCCAUUCUGUCCCCUUCCCCGGUUGGACCGCUCUACACACGGCUGUCCAACGGAAGCCACGAUGCCCCGAGCCCCACCAAUUCUCGUAGCUCUUUCCAUGGGGUGUCCUUCCUGCUGCAGAUUGGACUGACAAGGGAGACAGUCAACCUGGAGGCCAGUGACCUGUCGCUUUCGGCUGUCAAGGACCUGGUGUGCUCUAUAGUGGACCAUAAGUUCCCAGAGUGUGGCUUCUUUGGCAUGUACGACAAGAUCUUGCUGUUUCGCCAUGACCUAAAUGAUGAAAACAUUCUGCAGAAGCUGACCUCCGCGGAAGACAUCCACGAGGGAGACCUCAUUGAGGUGGUGCUUUCCGCCCAAGCCACAGUUGAAGACUUCCAGAUUCGACCCCACGCCCUCUAUGUCCACUCCUACAAGGCCCCCACCUUCUGUGACUACUGCGGGGAGAUGCUGUGGGGUCUCGUUCGGCAGGGGCUGAAAUGUGAAGAUGCUUCCCGAGCAGACAAGAAGGAGAGUCGCUGUCCGACACCGGGCUGCGACGGCACGGGUCACGUGACAGGCUUGUACCCUCACCAUCGGAGCCUGUCGGGCUGUCCGCACAAGGACAGAGUGCCACCUGAAAGUAAGCCGUUGGUUGUCACACCAGUACCGACAUUAUUUGCUCAACCUGUGGCCUCCACCUUUCAUGACGCCCUGCAUGUCUCCCUGUGA
This is a messenger RNA of Entelurus aequoreus (snake pipefish), 1429 nucleotides long. RefSeq names its product serine/threonine-protein kinase D3-like. The record is from RefSeq and is a predicted model, not a curated record. The transcript has 5 exons. Gene Ontology annotation, cellular component: nucleus. Gene Ontology annotation, molecular function: ATP binding; protein serine/threonine kinase activity; zinc ion binding. NCBI's taxonomy places the organism in Eukaryota, Metazoa, Chordata, Actinopteri, Syngnathiformes, Syngnathidae. Gene Ontology annotation, biological process: regulation of DNA-templated transcription; protein phosphorylation. Bases 647 to 1429 code for a protein of 260 amino acids.